AUGGCGCUCGUGCACGAUAAUGCUGCCAAGGACGCUUUCGUGGCGCAUCGAGCAGCCCAGGAGCUCUACCGGCUCGGCUGCAAGGGCCAGACCGUGCAGCUCUCCUCGUACGCAGCCAGCCUCAACGGGGACAAUAUCGCAGACAGUAGCGUGGGCGUGGGCGCCCUCAUGAAGAUCGUCGAACGUCUAAUGUCCUACUUUCAAUCUUUCUACAACCUCGAAGAGGACCUUCAGAAACGGGAGGAGCUGCGGAAGUUCAACGCCCUCGCACCCUUCAUGCGCCUGCCACCGGAAAUCAUCUUCCACGUCUUGAGCUUCCUCUCCGCCAAGGACCUCGCGCUCGUGCAGCUCAGCUGCUCUGCCCUCGCUCGCUAUGUCUGCGACGAAUGGUUGUGGAAGCGGCUGUGCGAGAGGGACUUCACGCCGAUCAAGAACGCUCUGGCCGGCUACUUCGGCAAGAACUGGCGAUGGGUCUACCGCAGCAAGGUGGUCAUCUUCAAGGGCCGAGGCCAGAUCAAGGACGGUGACGUGGGCACGCUCAUCACCAAGGACGGCAGAUACGAAGGCGAGUGGAAAAACGGCGAGCUCAACGGCUACGGCUUCCUGGUGAGCUCGGUGGGCAACAUCAUCGAGGGCCAGUGGAAGAGCGGCAUGGGCCAUGGCUUCGGCCGAGUGUCGUACGCCAACGGCGACCUCUACGCGGGCCAGUGGACCGACGGCGGCGUGACCGGCAAGGGCGUGUGCUACUUCAUGGAGGGCACCGUCUACAAGGGCGACUGGAAGGACAACGCCGUGCACGGCCGAGGCUCUUGCUGGUUCAGCGACGGCAACAAGUACGAUGGCGGCUGGAAGCUGGGCAAGAAGGAUGGCCCUGGCGUGUUCUACUGGAAGAACGGGGCGACGUGGAAGGGCGUGUGGAAGAACAACAAGCCCGAGGGCAAGGGCAAGCACUACUGCCCCGUCACCAACGAGACCACUAUCGCGGACUGGCAGACCGAGUUCGCGUGCUGCGCCGACGCGGAAGCUAAGAAGGAUCUUCACAGCGACAUCCCCGCGCCCAUCACGCCGCACCAGGUCGCCUGA
Molecule: messenger RNA, 1083 nt
Organism: Acanthamoeba castellanii str. Neff
Lineage: Eukaryota; Discosea; Longamoebia; Acanthamoebidae
Product: MORN repeatcontaining protein
Exons: 5
Coding region: 1-1083 (360 amino acids)
Molecular function (GO): protein binding
Source: RefSeq, a predicted model, not a curated record